Messenger RNA from Zingiber officinale, 1061 nucleotides. Its product is annotated as protein DMP7-like. Bases 5 to 718 code for a protein of 237 amino acids. The transcript has a single exon. The record is from RefSeq and is a predicted model, not a curated record. Gene Ontology annotation, biological process: endomembrane system organization. Lineage: Eukaryota; Viridiplantae; Streptophyta; Magnoliopsida; Zingiberales; Zingiberaceae.
CUGCAUGUCAACUGCUACAUUUCUUACACAAUUGAAUUUCAAUAAUUAUAGAAUGUCUACCAUUCAAGGAUCAGCAGCCGGCGAUGACCACCACCGCGACGACGACAAUCAGUAUCUUUUGUCCUACAGCGACGACGACCACGAUCAUCUCAAGAGGCUGCCCCCGCCGCUAACUCUGCUGCAACAGGCCUACAAGAGCGGCGCGGACCUCGUUAAGUACCUCCCCACCGGCACCGCCAUCGCCUUUCGCGUCCUCUCUCCCAUCGUCACCGACUACGGGAGCUGCCCUGUCCCAGUCAACCGGAUGAUGACCCUCGCCCUCCUCUUCUUCUGCGCCCUUACCUCCUUCGUCCUCCCCUUCACCGAUAGCUUCACCGACUCCGUCACCGGAAGCGUCCGCUAUGGCCUGGCCACCUACAGAGGCCUGCUCAUCAUCGACGGCUGUCCUUCGCCGCCGCCGGCGCUCGCGGCCAAGUACAAGCUGACGCCCAUCGACUUUGUGCACGCGUUUAUGACGCUGAUCGUGUUCGUCGCCGUCGCGUUGGCGGACCACAACGUGGUCUCGUGCUUCUACCCGAUCGAAUCGGACACCAUGGCGCAGUUGGUGGCGGCUGUGCCGGUCGUGGUUGGGCUCCUCGCUAGCGCGUCGUUCGUGGCCUUUCCGACCACACGUCACGGGAUUGGGUUUCCGGUCACCCCAGAAGCAUCGACGCGUUAAUUUCUUGCUUGCGAGACCAGAUCCUGUCCAAAAAAACUGUGAAUCAGGAUGGAUCACCAGCCAUAAUUAAUUGUAAUUUUUUUAGGGUUCAUCGUCCUUCUAAAUUAUAGUUUGGGUCAAGAUGAAUGAUCGAAGAUCGUCCCCUGCUCGGCACCGGGCAACUUAGUCAUUUGUCCACCACCGGUGGCCUCCGGCCAUCCGCCCCGACCCAAAAUAUAACUUGGGGGGACAAUGAACGCAGAGAAAGAUCACAACUAAUUGUAAUAGGAUUGUGGAUAUGAUUUGAUAAUAAUUACAAGUGAUUAUUAUCAAAAAAUCAUCCCGUGUUAAGAUAAUUAAACUA